Messenger RNA from Rhincodon typus (whale shark), 2409 nucleotides. Its product is annotated as protein mono-ADP-ribosyltransferase PARP10-like. NCBI's taxonomy places the organism in Eukaryota, Metazoa, Chordata, Chondrichthyes, Orectolobiformes, Rhincodontidae. The transcript has 7 exons. The coding region runs from base 274 to 2100 and encodes 608 amino acids. The record is from RefSeq and is a predicted model, not a curated record. Gene Ontology annotation, molecular function: nucleic acid binding.
CCAACCUUUUACCAGGGAUCUCCACGGGAUCGUUUUGGGGGAAGAUUCAGGACGGUGUGACCGAGAUUCCAGUGAGCAGCCUUGUUGACUCCCAGGUCCAUGGAUUGCACUUCUACACCGAGAGAAGGCUCCGAUGUGUUUCCCUGAGAGAGAGGAACCAGCCCAUUCUGCUGUUGGUGUCUGGCAGGGACUCCUUUGAUGGGCCAUUACAGACUAUGUGAUGUAGAGUAUUGACUGGUUUCUAUCCAGCUCUUGAAUUUGCAGAAGACCAAGAUGGAGCAGCCCACAGAUGGUGUGGUGCUGGAGGUGCAUGGCAUCACAGAUGACCUGCCCAUGGAUUUUGUGAGCCUUUACUUUGAGAGUAAACGGAGGUCCGGAGGAGGGACAAUCACCUCCAUCAGACGACAGGGCAACUACGCUGUGAUCACCUUUGAGAAGCCAGCAGAUGCUGAGAGUGUCCUGUCCAAGCCAGGUCACCGAUUGAAGAAUGUUGAGCUGGUUGUGAGGAGGGCCCCGCCCAGGGACCCGAAGAAGAUUAUGCUGAGUGGGCUGAACCCACAGAUACAGGACGAUGUGUUAAUCCUGUACCUGGAGUGGAUCGCUAACCGCAACAGUGAGCAGUUCACUGUCUGCUGGGAUCCAGACAGGAGUCAUGCCCUCGUUGACUUUCAGGAAGCUGUCUCUGUGGAAGAUCUUGAGACAAUGAAGGUGAAAGCCAAAAGCCGAAGUUUACAAGGUGCCACCUUAGACAUCAGACAGCUUCCACAAACUGACCGCAUCCUGGUAGAAAAUCUCAGUCCCACUGAUGACAAGGACAUUCUGAGUCUCUACUUUGAGAGCCGUCGCCGUAGCAACGGAGGGACCGUGCUGGAUGUUACCAUGCUCCCUGGAGGAAGAGCCAUUGUUCUGUUCCAGGAAUGGGAAGCUGUUGAUCGGGUUCUUCAGAAGAGUCAGAAGCUGCAGGAACAUGAGUUGCUCGUUCAGCCUUACUACGACUUCCUGCAGCCUUCCAGCUCGGAUCAGGAACCGGGUCAGAGUCAGGGUCAGGAAUGGGACCAGGGAAUGGCAGUAGAAACCAAAGCUGAGGAGAUGGCAGAAGUGACGAGCCUGGUCAACGUUGCCGACAAAGUGAAGCUGGAUAUCCUACGUUCCAGCAGCUUCCUGGGCGAACUGAGGGCCGAGUGUCCUGAACUUUCCGUCAGCGUCGUCGUCGACGACAACUCCAUCCGUGUUUGCGGAAUGGAUGCUGUUCGGGUUGAGAAGCUGAAGAGCCGGAUCCUGGAAUUCCUCAGCAACAUAGCUGAAGUGGACGUCCCAAUCAGUGAGGAGCAAGCACUGUUCCUGUCCAGGGCUGACAUUCGGGAUUACCUACGGCACAUGCUGCUCCAGAAGAGCUUGUCCACCUAUUAUUCCAUUUCGGGCAGCGUGAUGACGGUCAGUGCCUCGUCGCUCGCUGCCGCACGGGCGGUAUCCAUGGUGAUUGAGCAGCAGCUUUGCCGGUUCAGUGUACCGAUCUCAGACCGGCAGCUACAUGCUCUUACCUCCCCUGACUGGGGUAAGCUCCUAUCCUCGCUGAAAUGCUGUGAAGCUCGUGUAGCUGAUGUUGGUGACCAAGUCUCCUUCAUCUCCCUCGAAGGCUGCCGAGCAGAAAACCAGAAACGCGUGGAAGACUUCCUGGCGAAUGCUGUCCCUGACGACUUUGUGAUCGGGAUAGAGCCCAGCAAACUGCGAUUCCUACACGAAUAUUACCAAGACUUCCUGGCUGGGACGGGUCAGGUUUCCAUUCUACCCCUCGAAGGUGAUAUCACGGGGCUAAGGAUCACUGGGGUGGGCAGUGCCUGUGCAGCAGUGGAUGAGCUCCUCCGUAGCAUCGUUUCCAACAUCUGCUCCAGGACGGUGACCCUUCGGGAGCCCGGCAUAUCCCGUUUCUUGCAGGAGGAGCGCGGAGCGAGCAUUCUGAAGCAGCUGGAGAGAAAGUGCAAGUGUGUGAUCGGGUUGGAGAGAGUGUGUUGGAUAAUGCUGCAAUCUGAGGUAUGCAGCCUGCUGUUCUUGGGGCCAGUGUGGUCAGAGACGUAUUUAAGGAGGACGGUAUAUCUCUAGGUGCACCAGUCAGUUGCAGUUACAAAUGCAAAGACAUCCUGGAACGCUUGGUUUAAUUUGUUCGAACCAUGGAGAUUCUGAGGCAAUGAUAUGGCGAAAACCAUGAGCAAUGGAUUGGGACAGAAUAGAAUUGUUUAAUGUUUUUUGAGAAGAUUUGUAGUUCAGGUUGUGGAUGAGGUUGUAGACUUGCUCGCCGAGCUGUUGGGUUUGGUGCAAACGUUUUGUCACCCUGCUCGGUAACUGCCAGGACACUACUUAAAUAAACUACAACACACUGCAGCAACCCAGAACGUCACAGAGCAGAACAGG